GCUCCAGCGUGGUCCAUCUUUCGUGAUCCCCUGUUACAUAUUCCAAAGCGGUACAUUCCCGGCACUGAUCCGUUAUACAGAUACGAUUUGGGGUAGUACCGGGAGCAUAGUACGCCACUGCUGAUUCGCCAUGACUGAAACCCCCUUAAGUAAAUAAACCGGGGUACAUUGCAAAACCAUCGUGAGCAGGUGCGCUGAGCUGGAGCGAGUGAGGUGAUGGUGCUGGAUCCCGGGGAAGGCUGUGGAGACCGGCUGCAGGGGGUGGGUGGGAUGGAGGACACCCGGGAUGCCCUGGAGCCGGAACAUAGGCCCAACCGGGCCAAGGCAAGGCCUCGAGCCGGCAGCGUCACCAAGGGAGAGGCCCCUUGCCCCAGCAGACAGCGGUCCCACACCUGCUUGGAGUUGGGCUGCCGGGCCAAGGGAGCAGCCUGCCCUGACGGAGAGGGGCUGGCAGCCCGGCGAGCUUCCGCAGGUGCAGCGACCCGGCGGCCUCUCAGCCUCCAGGUGAAGCGGCAGCGGGGGGCGGAGUCAGAGCAAAGACGGGUGCAGCAGCCCCCCUGGCGCAGUGCCCAAGCUCCUAACCCUCCCGCUCGCAGCCUCACUAGCCCCAGCUUGUCCCCCGGAGGUUGGAUGCGGCGUAGCGAGAGCACCUUCGCAAUGAACGGGGGCCUAGGUGGCACGAUCAGCAGGGGGCGCAUGCGUCCCGCCACUUCCCUGCCCCACAUAGCCCGGGUGGGUGGACCCGCCCCAUUGACCUCACCUUCGUCACCCAAGGGCUCCUGCCUCCUGGUGGCUUUACGGCCCAUUAAUAUGGAGCAGGAGCGCGAGGCAUUCUUCCAGGCCGGCUUCCAGUAUGAGCCACAGUUCCAGUACGCCUCCCCACAGCCCAGCGCCGUCUUGGAGAAGUACAAAGAGGGUUCCGGCCUCUUUCUUGCACAGGCGGUGGGGAUCAUGGAGUGUGUCCUGAGGAGGUUUGGCUCUUACGAGAGUUUUGAGGAAGCCACCGGGGGCAGCGUGCUUCCCAAGAGCCACGUGUGGGCAGCCGUACGCAAAUACCUGCAGAAGGAGGGCUGCGUGGGGGAGGUGGUGGUCCGCCUCUCCGAAGAGCUGCUGUCUCAGGCUGUGAUGAUGGUGGAGAGCUGUAGGCCAACUCUCACGAUCAACCUGUCAGGAGCGAGGCAGCAUUGGCUGGAAGGCAUGCUCCGUCAUGAGAUCGGCACACACUACCUGCGCGGGGUUAACAACAGCCUGCAGCCCUGGGGCAGCACCACGGGGCGGAAGCAGUUCGGCUUGAAGCCCGCCAACCCCACAGAGGAGGGCCUGGCCAGCCUGCACAGCGUGUUGCUACGGCGACAGCCUUUCCUGUGGCGCGCUGCCCUACUCUACUAUACCGUCUACCACGCCGCGGGUAUGAGCUUCCGCCAGCUGUUCGCCCACAUCAGCCGCUUCGUCGAGGACCCCGACGUGCGCUGGGAGUACUGCAUCCGGGCCAAGAGGGGGCAGACCGAUACCUCCCAACCAGGCUGCUUCAGUAAGGAUCAGGUUUACCUGGAUGGAGUGCUGAGGAUCCUGCGCCACAGGAGGAACAUUGACUUCAAAAUGCUUGCCUGCCUGGGCAAAGUGUCUUACGAGGAUGUGGAGCGGCUCCGGCGCCUGGCUGUCCUGCAGAGAACCAGAAUCCCUCACUUCAUGCGGGACCAGGAGCGAUACCUGCAGCAGCUGGACCACAUCGUGACGGUCAACGAGCUGGUUGACGACGAGCUCCAGGAGCUCAUCCCCUGAUUGGCCGGGCGCGGCCCACGGACCCGGCGCACCUGCCGCCAGGCCCACACCUGGCGUCCUCUACCCAGCCGUAUUACAAACAUAGCUCAGUACCACGUGCUCAUCUGGACACCUGAGCUGCAUUGCAUGCUGGGAAAAAAAACAUUUCCUCGCAAGUGUCCUGACAAAAAACACCCGAUUACCUCGGAUGCUGUACCUCGGCUUGGCCAAGACCCAUCCCUAAUCACAGGAACAUACAUCCAGUGCCGUUGUGUCAAACCCAAGAACUGCAACUCCUGUUUGGGAUUGCAUUUUAAAUUUUUAAUUCUGUAUUUAUGCAAGUAUUUAUUUUUAUUUAUUAAUGUGAUUUGGUAAAAAAGAAAAUGAAAAGACACUGGCUUUAUCCCUGCUUUCUGAAGGGCCUUAGAUUAUCCUGUAGUGUUAAAACCUGUUUAACAGCAUGUGGAAUCCCAGCCUGUUUUCAUGAGAGGCUUAACCUUUCUGUCCAUUGUAGUUAGUUCAAUUCAUGUUUGAAUGUUUUAAUGGUGCUUAACUUCAUCUGUCCUGUUGGUUAUAGUGUGGUGCGGCUACAUUGUGAAACUGAGCGAGGUGUAAAAUUUUAUGCCUUAAAGACGCACUUGAAGAAUCAAGACACAAGCAGCACCUUGCAGGACCGUUGCAAGGUCUAGGUCAGCAUUGAGUAACGCUGGUGAGCUAGGAAUGGAAGCUGAGAACUUCGUAGGGAUGGACAUUUUAAUGGAAAGCAAGUGAGAGGGGAAAGGAGUGAGAUACACUAGAGAAUAAGGAGCAGUAUAUGGUAGAAGUGAACCUUGUAGGAGGUUAGUGAGAAGGCUUGGUUAGUUAAGGAGGAAAGGCAGGUUGGGGACACUCCUUUAGCAUAGCAUGUGGGCCACGUAGAAGUAGAAUGAGCUACAGGUUUUAGCAAGAAACGCAUGUGUUGGUUAGAAGUAGAUACAAUCCUUGAUUUGUAACCCUACUCAUUACUCUUUGUAUUUUCAAAGCAGAUGGUUAUAACAAUGUUGAAGUAGUUCUUUGGUGAAGAAAGGCUAUGGGAUAUACUUCUCCUGAUGGUUCCGCGUGAUGUGAUCAAUGGGGAUCUAUUACUGCAGUGGUGUAGUGCUGGACUGAUGGGAUACACAGAGGAAGCAGGCGCAUUUCAGGAUGGGAGCUGAAAGUCCAGCUGUAACACUUUUGUAACCCCUGUGACUAACCCCAGGUGUAUGCCUGCCCAACAUGGCAGUUUAUAAUCGUAUAUCUUUGGUGCUUUAAGCCUGUCCUUCAUUUCCCUCCUUUUUUCCCACUUUCUCUCCCAUCUGCCGCCAUCUCCCUUAAUCUUACCACUUGCCAUCUGCAGACAGUUCUCAAAAGUGUCAGGAUGACAGCAGGUUAAUUUGCUGGCUGGGAGUGCCUUUUCGAAACAGCAGCUACUGAGGCUAUUAGAGGUUGCUCUUUCCUUCCAUACGUACUAUUCAAAUGCUGAUGCACUUAAUGUAUAAUUCAGCCUGUCGCGUCACUUCUAUUGCAUGAAUGUUGCACAUUUUAUGUUAAUCAGUAUUUCCAGUUUAUAAAGCCUCGUAAUAAAUGUUGCCGUUUGUGAUUCCUUUUUCAA
Brienomyrus brachyistius is the source of this 3391-nucleotide messenger RNA. RefSeq names its product kiaa0895l. The coding region runs from base 217 to 1782 and encodes 521 amino acids. The record is from RefSeq and is a predicted model, not a curated record. NCBI's taxonomy places the organism in Eukaryota, Metazoa, Chordata, Actinopteri, Osteoglossiformes, Mormyridae. The transcript has 7 exons.